CUAUGAUUCACAGGGAUAUUUUAUUAUUUGAAACAGCGUUCUGUAUCCCACUGACAUUGCAGUUUUGUGCGCGGUUUCGUAUCUUAAGGAUGUAAAUAUAUCAUUGUGCUUAUGACAGACGCUCCAAAGACCCCCUCAGUGAGCGUGAGACCCCCUGGUGAAAUAAAGGAGGGAGGUUCAGUGACUCUGAGCUGCAGCAGUGAUGCCAACCCAGCAGCUAACUACACCUGGUUCAGGGAACAUGGAGGCUCAGUGGAGGAAUUAGGAGAGAACUACACCAUCAGUAACAUCACAACUGAGCUUGGAGGAAAUUAUUACUGUGAAGCUCGUAAUGCAGUUGGACUUCAGAAUUCAACUUUGAUGUUCCUUAAUGUGACAGCCACAUCAUCAUCGUCAGUGACUACAACAACUGUGGCUAGAGGUACUGUUGCUGUUUUACUGGCCACCAUACUCCUCUUCAUCUUCCUCUGGAUGAGAAGAAAGAGGGCUUCUAGGAAAGCGCGUGGCCAGGGAGGAAGGCCAGAUACCAGGGAGGAGUUUCUUCCGUGUCCUGUGUACGAAAACCUUUAAGCUCUGACCAAUCGCUCGGCUGCUGCAGCACAAAGAGAACCAAUUGAAGAGCAGGAUGACGUGCCUUGUGGGUUUGCUGGUGCUCUGGUAGAGUCUGAUCAGACAGAGCAGGUCCUUUUCUCUGCCAUCAACCUUAAAAUACCCAAGGCUGUCCCUGAGUAAGCCCUCUUGAUAGUUCUCGAAAAUAAACUUUGUGGCUUGAGACUUCCUCAUCAAGUAAACCCAGUCGAAGAGUUUCUUCUCUUUAUCUUUCUUUAACUUUUCAGCGACAGUAAACAGAUGUCAGAGUUGUAUACCACCAUCAAAUAAAUAUCCAAGAAAAUACAUUAUUUUUAUAUAGAUCAGCAUUAAAUGGGUUUUGAUGAAAUUUCUAGCAAUACAAUUGUAUGUUAUAUUGUCAUAAUCUUCGUUCAGCAUGAGUAUAGUUCGUUUUGUUUGUUAGUUACUAAGAAUAUUCUUCUCGCCAGAAAAAAACCCGCUUUCUAUCAUUGCUUUGUUGGAUGAUGUGGGAGCUGCUAUCACUGAUAACCAAACAUGGUUGACAUUUAUUUUAUUCUCAGUGGAAAAUGUAAUAUUACGUUUGUUUCGACAUUAAAAUGUGUUUGAAAACAUG
Gadus macrocephalus (Pacific cod) is the source of this 1183-nucleotide messenger RNA. Its product is annotated as B-cell receptor CD22-like. Bases 112 to 570 code for a protein of 152 amino acids. The record is from RefSeq and is a predicted model, not a curated record. Lineage: Eukaryota; Metazoa; Chordata; Actinopteri; Gadiformes; Gadidae. The transcript has 4 exons.